GGAGCUGCUUUAGUAGCAAAGGUACAGCCUUAAGGCUAAAAUCAAACAGAGAACAGAACCACAACAGACACUAUGUUGGGUUCCUUAUUCCUGGUUUGGGGAUUUAUCUGCCUCAUCUUCCUCUUCAUCAGGAUCCAGAGACCCAAGAACUUCCCUCCUGGACCCCGGCCUGUGCCUAUAUUCGGGAACCUGUUCCAGCUGAACAUUACCAAUCCUCUGAAGGACUUUGAGAGGUUUGCUGAGCAGUAUGGGAAUGUGUACAGUGUGUAUUUUGGAGGAAGACCAGCAGUAAUUCUAAAUGGGUUUAAGGCUGUGAAGGAAGCUCUGGUGACCAAGGCUGCAGACUUUUCAGGACGCCCAAAAAAUGUCCUGAUCAGUGAUGUAACAAAGGGGAAAGGUAUUGUAUUUCUUGACUACAAUUCUAUGUGGAAGGAGCAUCGUCGCUUUGCCCUCACGACUCUGAGGAACUUCGGCAUGGGGAAGCAGUCCAUGGAGGAGAGGAUUCUGGGAGAGACUGAACACCUUAUUGAAUGCUUGGAGAAACGUGUUGGAGGCACCAUGGAUCCUCAGACUUUCUUCCAUAACGCUACAUCAAAUAUCAUCUACUUAGUUUUAUUUGGCACUCGAUACAACUACGGAGAUGAAACUCUAAAUAUGUAUGUUAAGCGCAUCACUGAACUAGCAAAGAUCGCCAAUGGACCCUGGGGAAUGAUAUAUGAUACAUUUCCGAUGUUAAGAGGGCUACCCCUUCCCUUUAAGAAAGCUGAAGAAAAUUAUGAGACGCUUGCAAAGAUUUCAGCAAACGUCGUCAACAAAUACAAGCCAUCAAGAGUGCAGGGAGAGCCAGAAAACUUUGUCGGUUGUUAUCUGGAUGAGCUUGAUAAGAGAGGAAAUGAUGGAUCCUCCUUUAAUGAGGCACAACUUGCAAGAUAUAUAGUUGACCUCCACGCUGCUGGAACAGAGACCACCUCCAACACCCUCCUAACAGCCUUCCUGUACCUCAUCACACAUCCAGACAUUCAAGAGAAAUGUCAGCGAGAGAUUGACGAGGUUCUGGAGGGUAAAGCUCAUGUAUCUUUUGAGGACAGACAGAAGAUGCCAUAUGUGCAGGCUGUGAUGCAUGAGUCUCAGCGUAUUGGCAGUACUGUGCCCCUUAGUGUACCUCACUGCACCACCAGUGAUACUGAACUGAUGGGCUACACCAUCCCUAAGGAUACUUUUAUUUUGCCCAACCUUUACUCUGUGCUAAAUGAGGAAGGCCAGUGGAAGUUUCCACACGAGUUCAAUCCUGCUAACUUCUUGAAUGAGAAGGGCCAAUUCGAGAAGCCUGAGGCCUUCAUGCCCUUUUCUGCUGGACCUCGUACAUGUCUCGGUGAGAGUCUGGCUCGCAUGGAGCUCUUCCUUAUCUCCGUCACCUUACUGCGGAGGUUCCAGUUCUUCUGGCCUGAAGAUGCAGGAGAACCGGACUUCACUCCUGUAUAUGGAAUCACGCUCACACCAAAACCCUACAGGAUGGGAAUCAGACUGAGACAGUCAGCUAAAUAAAUGAUUAUGCUAUAUGAUGCUGCAUUAAAA
This is a messenger RNA of Astyanax mexicanus (Mexican tetra), 1575 nucleotides long. RefSeq names its product cytochrome P450 2F2-like. Gene Ontology annotation, molecular function: heme binding; oxidoreductase activity, acting on paired donors, with incorporation or reduction of molecular oxygen, reduced flavin or flavoprotein as one donor, and incorporation of one atom of oxygen; iron ion binding. Gene Ontology annotation, cellular component: intracellular membrane-bounded organelle; cytoplasm. The transcript is spliced from 9 exons. The coding region runs from base 73 to 1545 and encodes 490 amino acids. NCBI's taxonomy places the organism in Eukaryota, Metazoa, Chordata, Actinopteri, Characiformes, Acestrorhamphidae. Gene Ontology annotation, biological process: xenobiotic metabolic process. The record is from RefSeq and is a predicted model, not a curated record.